CCGCAUGUAGUGGUAACAUUUUGUUUACUUUCCUAGCCAAUAGACUGACAUUAACGUUUGUAACCAAAGAGAUAGCGCUAGCUGUAUCAAUUUUCCUGACAAGAAAAAAAAAAAAACCGGAAGUACGGCAACACUUUUUUUCAGCAUACAACGAGGCGCGCCGUACCACUGCACAUUCAUGUUUGCUCUGCUUCAGGUUACAUUCAUACCGUUAGAGUUAAAGCGCCCCUGUUUUUCAUAACGACAGUUCUGAUGACAUAACGAACUCGUUGACUUUUACUAGAUUCUAGCACCAAUUAAUGAAAGCAAAGUUAGCUAAGUUAAUUUUAUGUUAACCUCCGCGGUACGGCCUUUAUUUUGACAGUUGUGACUAAGAGUAGUACUAUUUUAUCCUGUCUUGUGCCUUGCUGGCCAAAUCCCGUUAUCUUUUUAAAAUGUCAGUCCCUUUUUUUUUGAAGUUCAGCAAUGUUGUAGUUCAUUGUCUUUCGAAGUAUUACUCGCUAGGCUAUAAGGAAAGAUUAGGUAUGCGGUGUUUUAGUGUGCAUCAUAAAAGAUAUUUGCAAAAACAGUUGUCUGGGUUCCCAUAACUAUGUCUCACAGACUGACCAAGGAGGAGCUGGAUGAACAGUUUGAGCUGUUCUUAAAGGAGUCUGUUUCAGAUGACUCGCUGGACUUGGGAGAUUCUGACAAGCAGUCCCUUGCUAAAAGCAGCCAGAAAUCACCCCAGAAAACAACAGUGUCAUGGUGGCAAGAUGAUGAACACAGUGGAGGAGGAAUGGGCAAAGGCCUGCUGGGAUCUGGGAAAUCUUUCCGAAAGUCUUUGAGGAAGUCUCAGCCUAUUCAGGAGGAGGAUGAGAAUUCAGGAGACACUGGAGUGAUGAAAGAAGGGCUGGGCACAGUUGUAUUCAACAUAGACAACACAGAGUCAGAGGCUGUGCACAUGAUCAGUAUGGGCUUGGACACUCUGGAGGAGGAAGAAGAGAAAGCCAAGUUUUUUGCCCAACUAGAAGCAGGCACCUCAUCAGCUAUCAAUUAUUCCAAACUGAACAGAGAGCUGGACUCAACUACCUCUGCCAUUGGUUCUGUCCUCAGGAAAACUGAGGGUGCAGUGGAGCAGAGUGAUGAUGAUCAAAGUAGGGUCAGAGUUGCAGAAAGCAUAAGAAUCUCUCAAGGUUCUCCACAUUAUAGUGAGGAUUUUGAGGCUGAGGAAAAUGGGAAUGAGCAACUAAAGGAGAAGUCUAAGAUAUCUUCAAUUCUUGCCAAAGUUUCUCUGUAUGAUUCUCUGGAUGACACUGGCAGAGAAGACAUAAGGAAGGACAAAGCAGGAUCACUGAACAGAGGCCUGCUGUAUGUGCAGAGUGGAGGUUCAGAGAUGGAGGCUCUUCAUGAGGCCUAUAGACAGAUCCAUGUAGCAGAGGAUUCACAGGACCAUAAUCACCAUUAUUCAUCUCUGGAAGAGAGGGGGACAGUUUACAGACAUGUGUCUCCAGCCUCCCUUCCUCUAAAUGCCAGGCAGUCUCUUCAGCUUGCUUCUACCAAUGACUCAGAGCUACCCACUGCAGAAGAGCUGAUGAGGCCUAUUCGACCAGAGAAGGACCAUAUCCGAGGGUUCACCCUCCAGCCUGUCAGAGCUGUGGAGCCUGACCAAGAAAAGACCUCUGACUCCUUGGAAAGGACUGUCUCAGAAGAGACUUACACAAAGUCUCAACUGACACGACCAGAUCAGGCUGAGACUGAGAGACUGAUGAGUCACCCAUCCAGCUCCCCAAAACCUUUCAACCAUGAUCUGCCAUGGAACAUCAGAGAGGAAGUCAAGAGUCUGAUGCAUGAGCAGGAUCACAAGAGCCCUUCUUCCUACAAGACUGCUCAGGCUGCCAAAGCUAAGAAACAACCAGACACCCGUAUUUCCACCAUUUCUCAUGCUUCUACAGCUUCAGUGAGGAAACCUACUGUUCCUUCUGUGAGAGGCAUAAAAGACCAGGGGAAAACAGCAGCGACUUCCAGGUCAACAGGAACCAGCAGAGCUGCUGCUAAAGCCACAACCCACUCUUCUGUUUCCCAUUCCUCACAACAUUGUCUAAAAGUCAAAUCCUCCGACACCCAAGAAAAAGAUGACUCCACAGUUGAGCCAGGCUUGAAGGUGAGCAGUCAGCUGGUGGCAUCUGUUCAAUCCUUAGUGGCUGUCCUCCAACAGCAGAUAGACACCAGCAGUCACCGGGACACUACAGAUACUCUGGAAGUCAGAGGUCCUCAAGAAAUGAGGCUGACACAUCAUCUUCCAAACAACAAUAGUAAUGAGGAGAACUCGCUGGUGGAAGAGCUGAGAGUCCAGCUGGCUCAGAAAGAGAGGGAGCUGCAGUUGAUGAAGGAAGGAGCAGAGGAGCUCAACUUACUCAGACAGCAGAACUACCUACUGCAAAGCAAGCUGCGAAAUACAGAAGAAGAGAAUCAGAAGAACAGAUGGGCUGAGGCCACAGACCCUGCAACAGCGGAAAAGCUCCAACAGAUUGAUAAAGAAAUGAAAGAGCAGGAGACACUCAUAAAAGGUUACCAGCAGGAGAAUGAGAAGCUGUACUUGCAGUUGAAGGCUCAGCAGGCCAAGAUUAUUGCCAAUGAGGAGGCCAUGUUUAAUGAAAACCAGAGGCUGUUGAAUGAACUGGCUUUCACAAGGGAACAGCUGAAUAAAAUCUCAUGCCAUGUGGGAAAUGUAAAUUCAGUCAGCCACACUCAACGCAUCACAGACUUGUUAACUCAAAUAAAUACAUUUCAGGGGAAUGAGGCUAAGCUGUCCGAGGACAUUCACAGACUGGAGCAAAAAAAACUGACUCUGGAGGUAGAACUGCAGCAAAUGAAGAAGGAGAGAGACCAGGCUAAAGCCAAGGCUAUCUCCACCUCAGGUGAUCAAACUUUUGAGAUGCGUGUAUUAGAGGACAAGCACAGAGAGAAAGUGGCUGUACUGGAGAAGAAGCUGCAGUGGUUUGCUGAGAACCAGGAGCUGCUGGACAGAGAUGCUGGCAGACUGAAGGCUGCUACAGCAGAGAUACAUAAACUCAAAGAGCAGGUGGAAGAGCUAAAAAUGGAAGUGAGAAAAAGAAGCAGCAAUCAGCAGAGAAAGGCCAAAGAGAAAUCUAUGGACACAAAGAGGAUGCAGGACCUGGAGCGACAGGUGAAGGAGCUGGAGCAGAUAUUGGGGCAUAGAAACCCAAAUUCCCUGCCUGCUCUGAUCUAUGCGGCAGCCAGAGCUGGUGGUCAGAAGGAUGGAGUCAUAUCUACGGCAUCUCCGCCCAGCCGGAUCAAUACUUUCCUGGAGCGCAGGAUUCAACGUCUGGAGGAAGAGCUGGAGAACCAUGAUGAGGAGGCCAAACACAGUCUGAGGGCCAUGGAACAGCAGUUCCAUAGGAUUAGGCUUCGUUACGAGCAGCAGAUCUCAGAGCUGGAGCAGCAGCUGCAACAGAUGCAACAGGCUGAAGCAGCAAGCUUAGCAGCUGGGCCCAAACCAUGGAUGACACAGGUCCAAACUCUGCAGGAAGAGCUACAGCAGCUGAAGGAAACCCAGCAGGAGAAAGAGAAAGGCCUCCGUGACCAGAUAGAGUCGCUCCAGCAGCAGCUCAAACAAAAGGCCAAGCCAAGUCCAGGCCGACACCAGCGUCAAGCCGAGGCAGCAUUUGGUGUUCGGAUAGAGAGGUUAAACCAAGAGCUUGCUGCCAAGACACGUACCAUUCAGGAGUUGACCCGCACUGUUGAGAGACUUCAGAAAGAGAGGAGGAGCAGCCCACGACCAGAAACCCGUUCUACAGAGACCAAACGACAACCAGACUCGACUUGUGCUACUGCAGCAGAGACAGGUGGAGGGGAAGAGAUGUUUCCAGCUGCUCACUAUGAGAAGACCUACCAGCCCACUGUCUUUACAGGGAGUCAUAUCUCAGAGGUUCUGCAGGAGAACAAGACUCUGAGGCAGCGCCUGGAGCAGUUGCAGCUGCAGAAUGAACACGAGAAGGAGGCAUUACAGACUGAAGCUAUACAAGCUAAGGAGGAGCUGUGCAGGCUGAAGGAUCUGUCUGCAGAGCAGCUGUCCUCUAUGAAGGCAGAACACCUCAGGGUGUUGGACCAGCUGUGUGCCAUCCAUGCCCUGGAGCAUUCUUCCUCAAAAGUUGCUGAACUGGCCAAUAAGCUUAGCACUCAGGAGGUAAUGGUGACACAUUUGCAAGACCAACUAAAAGAGCUGCAGGGAGCCAAAAAUGCACUGGCAGUAUCCAGGACUCGAGAGGAUGCUCUGCAGACGCAGUUGACCAGUCUGCUGAAGGAGCUGAAAGAAGCUAAAGAAGCUCAGAGCCUUGAAGCGAAACUUCUGCAUAGCCUGGAGAGAAAGAUCUUCAACAUGGAGCUCAGGCACCAACACAGACAGAAAGAGCUACAGCAGGUGAUCGGUGGGUCGUGGCAAAUGCGGGAGGCUAAUCAGCAUUCAGAGGUGGAGCGCUGGAGGCGUCUGGCUCAGGACAAGAAUAGAGAACUGGAGGCUUUUCGGCUGGAGCUGGACUCUAUCCUGGACAUCCUGAGACAUCUCCAAAAACAGGGAGUGGUCUUUCCUGCUCCUGACACCCCCAUACCCCCUCUCACCCAGAGGACUUGAUGCACACAGAAGGUUUGACAUAAGCUAAUACUUAGCUUAAUUAGCUGCUUUACCAUCAGCAAUGUUUAAUGUGGGUGAAUCAAAUCUGUUUUAGUACACAUACUUGUACCUAGUUCUUAUGGUUGUAUGCAUAUUUUGUAGCUAGUUUCUGUUUUUAUUUAAUCUGAACUACUGUAAUUUAAGGUGUGAAAAUUUUAUAUUAAAUAUUUUUUCAAGUCUCAUCUGUGA
Molecule: messenger RNA, 4858 nt
Organism: Monopterus albus (swamp eel)
Lineage: Eukaryota; Metazoa; Chordata; Actinopteri; Synbranchiformes; Synbranchidae
Product: centrosomal protein of 162 kDa
Biological process (GO): cilium assembly
Cellular component (GO): nucleoplasm; axonemal microtubule; centriole
Source: RefSeq, a predicted model, not a curated record